AAACUAUGCACUUUGGCUCUAAUUUUACGAUGAUUUAAGGGAGAAAAAGGAAACCCUCUUGCAGUUACAAUCCUUUUGUGUCUGUGUGACCUUCUGAUUUCCGGAUAUGGCUUUAUUUUUUUCUAAGUAAAGCUGAGUGAGCGAGUAUAACAAGACAAGCUUUAUAGGUGACCUUGAACAUUGUUGACCAGUUUUCUGUAUAUCUAUUGACGUGUUUGCCCAUGGGCAGCUUUGAAGAGGCGAGGACUUGUAAAUCUGAAAAAUCAUCUUCACCUUCACCUCCACCUCCACCUGCAUCUGAGCAUCAACAAGCCAGUGUUCAAGCAUAUCAUGAUUGGGCCGCCAUGCAGGCUUAUUAUGGCCCCAGAAUGGCCGUACCAGCAUACUACAAUUCAGCUGUUGCAUCUGGCCAUCCCCCUCCAGCUUACAUGUGGGCUCCACCACAGCAUAUGAUUCCACCUUAUGCUGCGAUGUACCCACAUGGAGGUGUUUAUCCACAUCCCGGAGUUCCUCUUCCUAGUCCUAUGAGCAUUGAUUCUCCUGCUAAGUCAUCAGGGAAUUCUGAUCGUGGCUUGAUGAAAAAGCUGAAAGGAUUUGAUGGUUUGGCUAUGUCGAUAGGAAAUGGCAAUGGUGAUAGUGCUGCAGGUGGAAAUGACAAUGAGAUGCAUCACAGCGGGGAGACUGAAGGUUCUAGUGAAGGAAGUGACGGCAAUACAACAGAGGGGCUUCAAAAUAGCGGGAAAAGGAACCAUGAAGAAUCACCUAAUACUCCAGCUAAAGUUAGCAAGACUGAGCCAUUGAGCGGCCAGUUUUUUCUCACAGAACCAGAUGGAGCUUCCAAGAAAGUGACUGCUCUCACUCCAGCCUCUCUAAAGGUCUCAGAUUCCGAGCUUAAGAAUUCUCCCGCUGCAGCUGCUGGGACGACCUCAGCUACUCUUGCAAUGGUGCCAAGCGAAGGACUAUUGCAGAAUGAGAGAGAACUUAAAAGGGAGAGGAGAAAGCAGUCUAACCGAGAAUCUGCCAGGAGGUCUAGAUUGAGGAAACAGGCUGAAGCUGAAGAACUUGCGAUAAAAGUUGAAGCACUCACUAGUGAAAAUUUGAACCUUAAGUCUGAGAUUAACAGGUUGACUGAUAACUCAGAGAAACUGACGCUUCUGAAUGCCAAACUAAUGGAAAAGCUUAAAAAUGCAGAGCACAAACAAGUUUCUGAAGACCCACGAGCCGAACCAAAGGGUUUGUCGCUUAGCACAGCCAACCUUCUCUCUAGAGUUGACAACGGUUCUAGUUCGAGUUCUGUUAAUGGGGAGGGAGAAGUGUAUGAAAGUAACAAUAACCAAAAAUCUGGUGCAAAGUUGCGUCAACUCCUGGAUGCUAGCCCGCGGGCUGAUGCUGUUGCUGCAAACUAAUAAUGAUCUAAAAUAACCCAACCCGCUAUAAGCUUAGUUUUUAAAGCUAAUCUGUAAUGUAGGCGUCAUUUUGAAGCUGCCGUUACUGCUAACAAUAGUAGAUAAUCAAAACUACCUAAAUAGGAUUGUGACUUGGGUGAUAAGAUAAACAGCUGGGGAUUUUUACACUUUCGUCUGGUCGUGCUUUAAAAUUUCUGUGGUGAACCGGAAACGUGUUUUUAGUUUCAGGGUUCGCUUCGAAAUUGGCCACCUGACAGUUUAUCUUUAUGAUUAUUAUUUAAGAGAUGGGGUGAUAGGGAUAUUGAUGAGUGCUGUAGCCAUUACCAUGGAACCUAAAUAAAUGUAUGGUUUGUGUAAUGUAAUAUAUUUUUGAUAUAUUGAAUAGAUGAGACUUCAAAGUUUGAUAUGA
Messenger RNA from Erigeron canadensis, 1815 nucleotides. Its product is annotated as common plant regulatory factor 1-like. Gene Ontology annotation, molecular function: DNA-binding transcription factor activity; sequence-specific DNA binding. The record is from RefSeq and is a predicted model, not a curated record. Gene Ontology annotation, cellular component: nucleus. Gene Ontology annotation, biological process: regulation of DNA-templated transcription. Lineage: Eukaryota; Viridiplantae; Streptophyta; Magnoliopsida; Asterales; Asteraceae. The transcript has 12 exons. The coding region runs from base 222 to 1406 and encodes 394 amino acids.